Molecule: messenger RNA, 487 nt
Organism: Meloidogyne enterolobii
Lineage: Eukaryota; Metazoa; Nematoda; Chromadorea; Rhabditida; Meloidogynidae
Source: the annotation of a GenBank genome assembly
AUGUUAAUUAAAGUAAAGACUUUAACUGGCAAGGAAAUUGAACUUGAUAUUGAGCCAACAGACAAAGUGGAUCGAAUCAAAGAAAAGGUAGAAGAAAAAGAAGGAAUUCCUCCGCCACAACAACGUUUAAUUUUUGCUGGGAAACAAUUGAGUGAUGACAAAACUGCUCAGGAAUGUAAAGUAAAUUUGAGGGGUUUUUUAAUUUUUUUGAAAUUUUUGUUGGAUUGGGUGAAUCUUGGUUGUGAUAUAUAAUAUAAAGAGGGAGUAAUACUGAUCUCUUGUCCUCCAUUUUCUUCUCAAAAUUUAUUUUUAUUGGGUUUCCUAGGAGGGAGGGAAGUUGGACCAUUAUGUGUAGGGUUUUGGUUUUCGAGUCGCACCCACGUUCGGAUCAUUUUUACGGCUUUAUUUUUUUCGGGCUGUCCCGACCGAUUCUUUUUUCGGGCCAAAAUUCGAUGCCCGACCUGAUCUUUCGGGCUGGACCGGGCCC